Diprion similis is the source of this 1522-nucleotide messenger RNA. It is a transcript of the gene Aos1, whose product is annotated as SUMO-activating enzyme subunit 1. Gene Ontology annotation, cellular component: cytoplasm; SUMO activating enzyme complex. The transcript has 6 exons. NCBI's taxonomy places the organism in Eukaryota, Metazoa, Arthropoda, Insecta, Hymenoptera, Diprionidae. The coding region runs from base 124 to 1128 and encodes 334 amino acids. Gene Ontology annotation, molecular function: SUMO activating enzyme activity. The record is from RefSeq and is a predicted model, not a curated record. Gene Ontology annotation, biological process: protein sumoylation.
GCCUUCUCGAUUUCUCGCGUGUGUUGUUUAUUCUGCUCACUGUAUUGAUACGCUGCUUAAUUUGCCGGUAUCUUCUUGUCUUCAAGGAAUCGAAUCGUACGGUUGAAUCGCAGAGCUUUCGUCAUGAUGACCGAGGAGCUUGACGGUAAUAUCAUCCAGCUCACGGAUGCCGAGGCUGAACUUUACGAUAGACAGAUUCGACUCUGGGGUCUCGAAUCUCAGAAACGAUUAAGGGCGGCUAAGAUUCUACUCAUCGGUUUAAAUGGAUUCGGAGCAGAAGUAGCGAAAAACAUAAUUUUGGCAGGUGUCAAGUCGAUAACAUUCCUAGACAACAGAGAACUAUCACAGCUCGACUUAUGUGCACAGUUUUUGGCGCCAAAAAAUGCUAUUGGGAAAAAUCGAGCCGAGGCAUCAUUAGAAAGAGCGCAGACCCUGAAUCCGAUGGUGGAAGUGGUUGUGGAUACGGAGAGUGUCGAUGACAAACCCGAUAAGUUUUUCGAGAACUUUGACGUUGUGUGCGCGUCCCAAUGCUCAUUGACGCAGUUGAAACGAAUAAAUCGAGCCUGCCGUAAGAACGGGGUCAAAUUCUUUGCCGGUGACGUUUGGGGAACCUUUGGGUACACCUUUGCAGAUCUGGGAAAGCAUGACUUUGUCGAGGACGUCGUUCAGUCGAAGAAAGUUCAGCCAUCGGCGGCGGGUGAGCCGGCUAAAGAAAAAUUCGAAAGUAUUACGACGACUGUGAAAAAGUCGGUAACUUUUGUACCGUUCGAGAAGAUACUCGAUACCGAUGACUUACCGCGAGAUGGAGAGCCCUACUACUUGUUGAGGAUAUUACUCAAUUAUCGAGAGAAACAUGGACACGAUCCCUUACCGAGCGAGCGAGAUAGCGACAGUUUGAAAAAGGAGGCAGCGGUCAUCAUCGACAAGUACAAUCUUGGUGACAAAAUCGAUUAUCUGAUAAGUGAGAAUCUCUACGCGCAAAUAAGUCCGGUUUGCGCGAUCGUCGGCGGGGUAAUGGCUCAGGAGAUAAUAAAAACCGUGUCGCAAAAACAAUCGCCGCACAACAACCUCUUCCUUUUUAAUCCCGAAACGAUGUGCGGUAAGAUCCUAUGCUUGGGUCAGAAAUAACAUUUUUCCCUUCAUUUCAUUCGUCAUUUUGAAAACUCACAAUUUACUUUCUAGUUAGUGUGUCGUUCCAAAAUCACACGCGGUUCAUUUGUUUUUUUUCGUUUUAAAUACAAAUCCGAGGAAUUAAACGAGACAAUUUUUCUAUCAUUACAGUUUAUUUUGUUUCAAUUUUCGUUACUCUUGUACUUUCCGUACAGCACAAUAUUGAUAUCUUUAAUGCAGUCAUACCGUUGCUCUGCCUUUAUGUCAAUUUAAUUUCUCCUAUAUUUGAUGUUCUAUGAAGGUCGCGUGUGGAUAAGAAAUGAUUGAUAAUGAUGAUAAUAUAAGAAAUUGGUGACAUUAAUGAUAAUUGAAUAUAACACAUAAGAAAAAUAUUGAUGUGUCAAAUGUUUCA